GUCCCAGCGGGUGUCCAUUACUGCGGGUUAAAUUUUGCUGGUACCUUGGCCUGCCGGGGAUUGUAUCAGGAAAACCAUGUUCUUCCCUUUACUCCUGGUGAGAAGGGACACAGUGUAAUUGGUGUGACUGGCACUCAAGCUAUGGCAGCAGAGUGGGUUGUUGAUCAGAAGGUGAUAGUGGCAGCUGGAAGUGACCUCAAAUACGCGCUGGCUCUGAAGAGCAGCAUGAACCACAGCACGAACUGCAGCCGGAGCAGCAGAGAGGAAAUGAAGAUGCUCAAAAGCAGCAGAGCAGUCAACAUGGCCAUCGAGGCCAUCGGUGGGGACCUCUUCAAGGCAGCUCUGCAAAAUACAGCCGAGGAAAAAGGCUGUAUUUUUACCAGAGGAAAAAUCCCCCCGAUUCCCACCAACCUGCUGCUUCUGAAAGUGUCUGCCACAGGAGAGUGCUGGAGUCAGUACCAGGAAGAUGAUUUCCCCAUUUUUUUUCCCUCUACUAUCUCCUCCAUUCCCCAGUAUUGCCAGGAAGGAAAUAUCCAUCCCCAUGUUGGAGCAGCCUUCAAACUGGAAGAGGUAAAAGAAGCCUUCAACCACAUACUCCAGCGCAAGUUAGGAAAGGUCAUCAUCUCCAUGAAGUAA
Fulmarus glacialis (Northern fulmar) is the source of this 636-nucleotide messenger RNA. RefSeq names its product quinone oxidoreductase-like protein 2. Gene Ontology annotation, molecular function: oxidoreductase activity. Gene Ontology annotation, cellular component: mitochondrion. NCBI's taxonomy places the organism in Eukaryota, Metazoa, Chordata, Aves, Procellariiformes, Procellariidae. The record is from RefSeq and is a predicted model, not a curated record.